AUGAGAUAGAUAGAGUGGAAAUUUGAGGUAACAAAUAUUUGGGGGAGAAAAAAGUGAGUAAAGACGGGGCUCUCAGUGCGGAUGCUGGGACUGGGGGCCACUCAAUUGGAGGACGACAUGCAUCGCCUCCUCUCCUCACUCUUUCAUCAGGGAGUGUUGGACGACCAUUUCUCGCAGCUGCAGCGCUUGCAAGACCACGAUUCCCCCAACUUUGUCGUUGAAGUCGUCUCCAUUUACUUUAGAGAGUCUGAGAAGCUCCUCACGACUCUGCGUGCCCUCCUUUUGGAGAGAGAGUGUACGGACUACAAGAAGAUGGGAACCCAUUUGAACCGGCUGAUGGGUAGCAGCUCCAGCAUUGGUGCAAAUCGAGUUAGAAACGUCUGUGUUGCCUUGCGCACCUUCUCCGAAAGGAGCAACAGAGCUGGGUGCAUAAAUUCGCUGGAGCAACUCGAAUACGAGCAGUGCUUACUAAAGAGCAAGCUCCAUGAGCUAUUCCAACUCGAGCAGCAACGUCUCAUGGCAUCUGGACUGGGAUAUGGAUAUCAUUCUAUCAUGCUCGACUGAAAUACUUCCCUCUUUUUUUAUUUUGGAUUGUGAAAUGGAGGACGUACUUCAAUGUGUGUGAUCCCUCUCUCUUUCUCUAGAGAAAUGAAUAGAAUAGAACCAACUUCGCCUGUUAGUGAAGACCCUACGGUGUGUGUG
Messenger RNA from Amborella trichopoda, 702 nucleotides. RefSeq names its product histidine phosphotransfer protein 6 (gene HP6). The record is from RefSeq and is a predicted model, not a curated record. Gene Ontology annotation, biological process: phosphorylation; cytokinin-activated signaling pathway; phosphorelay signal transduction system. Gene Ontology annotation, cellular component: cytoplasm; nucleus. Gene Ontology annotation, molecular function: histidine phosphotransfer kinase activity; protein histidine kinase binding. NCBI's taxonomy places the organism in Eukaryota, Viridiplantae, Streptophyta, Magnoliopsida, Amborellales, Amborellaceae.